Molecule: messenger RNA, 6393 nt
Organism: Pocillopora meandrina
Lineage: Eukaryota; Metazoa; Cnidaria; Anthozoa; Scleractinia; Pocilloporidae
Source: the annotation of a GenBank genome assembly
CAAAAUCAACGAUUACCCUGUCACAGGAACAAACAUGGCGCCUCUGAAGGACUCCAACUUUCGCCGUUAUCAAAUAAUUCGAUGGAUGGUUUAUAUCUCACUAUUUUUAGGUUACUCCUCCUAUUAUUUCUCCAGAAAGUCUUACACCUUCGCCAUACCGGCCUUAAUACAAGACCUUAACUUAAAAAAGAAUGAACUCGGUGUAAUAACGAGUGGUUUCGCAGCGAUGUACGGUGUUGGAAAAUUUACGGGCGGCUUAUUAUCAGAUACUCUGAGUCCUAGAACGAUGUUUACGGCAGGAAUGUUAUUAACUGGGAUGAUAAACAUUCUUAUUGGAUUCACUGGGAACGUCUGGCUUUUGACGUUUCUCUGGAGCAUGAAUGGUCUGGCUCAAGGUUGUGGUUGGCCGCCGUGUACUAAAUUACUCAGAGAGUGGUUCUCUCCUUAUGAGGUGGGUAAUCACAGAAACUUGUGAAUCGAAAUUUUGAAUAGGUGAUCGGCAAAAUCUGUCUUUCCUUUUUGUAUUUAAACACAGCAGCUUCAACAAAAAGUUAUAUCCUCAUCACAGCAAACAGAACUGAACAUGAAAUAUUUUUUUUAUUUCAACUGAAACACUAGUUUAUCACGUGCAACAAAUGCCUAGCGACCGUAGUCGAGUUUUUCGCUAAAUUAUAUUUUAAAAUAGACUUAAAUUAUUUUGACCAAAAUAUUAAAUGAGUUGGAAGGAGGAAAUUCGCAGUAUCGAUAUCGAUAAUAAUUAAAAAUCAGUGUCAAUAAAAUAAGUAUCAAGUAGUGGCAUACAGUUGUAGCUACAUCCUUAAAUGUUGUUACCAGUUCCGUUCCAAAACAAGCUCACCUAAAAACUUCUUCCUACAAAUUUUAAACAUUGUUUUUAGAGGUUGAGCUCUUAGCUGCCUUAAACUAUAAUCAAGAUUUAUAAAUAAGAGAAAGGUGAAGUACAUAAUCUAUUGCUACAGACCUUAACUCCCUGAAUACAUCAUGGCCUGAAUAAACAUUUCGUCUUUUCAAUCAAAAAUUACAAUAAGAGGGAUUUCUAUCAUGUAUAAAAGUCGAGAGUGAAUAAUCCUAUAGUUUAUGUUUAUCUACUGAUCAAUCAAAAUACUAACAUAAAGGGUUGUAUCAGUUAUUUUGUGUAUCACGGAAUAGAUACUGUAACAAGUAGUGUAACCAAUGAAAUUACAGCAUUUGUGAUAGAAUACUGAUUCCACUUACAUCCUGUACCUAUUUGGCUAAUGCAGUUGAAACUCUAUAUUUAUCUGUGAAUGUCUAUUAGCUAAGCUGUGUGCAUGGCUCCUCUAUUCUAGUUGGGUACCCUGUGGAGUCUUCUUACAGCUGGCUGUAACCUAGCAACAAGCAUUUCUCCCAUGUUAACAGCAUUUCUGACUUCAAACUUUGGUUGGUCAGCAGCAUUCAUUACUCCUGGAGUCAGUACUGCCACAAUGUCUGUUUUAGCUUACUACCUUAUUUGUGAUUCUCCAUCAGAAAUAGGACUGGAGGAAUUUACCCAAAGAACUACUAUGAAAUCAAGAACUGAAAACAAAACAGUAGAGAACAGGAAGGACUACAUUAUUACAAUGCUUCUCAGUCCAUUUUUGUGGGUUUUAAGUGCAGGAUAUCUACUGACUUUGUUUGUGAAGACUGGAGUUGGUGAAUGGACACAACUAUUUUUGAUACAGACAGUUGGAAGAACACAAUAUGAUAGUGAGUUUAAACUGUUCUACAUGUUGUUUUGGAUUGAAUCACCUAUUUUUUAAAUAACUCUUUAACCUCUAAGAAUGACUAAUUUCUCCUUACAGUAUCACCCAUGAAUCAAAUGAAAAGGUCAUAAGAAUAAUGGAAAUGAUCUCCAAUUUGGGAAGCUCUUGAUUGUCAACCAAAUUCUUGAGCUCCUUGUUAUUACCAGGUGAAAUGUAAAGAGAACAAGAGGCAAUGAAUUUCACUGUGUGUCACCUGAAAAGGAGAACACUGUCACAUAACAUUAUUUGUUUUCACACUUUAAUUUUUAAUGUUCGUGUUUUCUUAUCCCCAGGUAGUGUUGCUAUGAGUUUUUUAGAGAUAGGUGGACUCUUUGGUAGCAUAACAUCUGGUUAUAUAACGGACAAGUUGGUGCUUAAGGUUGGACAUUAGCUCUCACUAAUUGAUCUUUGUCCCACAGCCUUAUUGAUGUACUGCAAAAUAAGGGAACUGUUUUUUUCUGUUGGGCCUGGCCAAACACUUGAAUUAAAUUUUGGCACAGACUUUUGGUUAUUCAUGUAACUGAGAAAAACAAAAACAAAACAAAAACAGGUGAUUUUGGUAAAAAACUUUUCAAUAACUUACUUAUAAGUCAGAGUUAUUCUUCUUUAUUGGAGUAGUUAAAUUUCAUCUGUCAAAAAAUUCAUGGAACCAAAUUAUGUUCAAGGGCUGUGUGCAUCAAUUGGUCUUCUGAAGUGUUCUGAAGGUGAAAAUCUGAAUUAAAAAAAAAAGAAAAUAAUGAAUCAUGUUUUGUAUCAUUAUUUUCUAAGUUUAACUUUGAUGUAGGCCUUCUGGCAAUGCAUGGAAAAACUGGAAUCAUAUGGAUCAGGGCUAAUAUGGUGUUCACUGCACCCACAGUUAUUAACAUUAGCACAAUAUGCUGAAUUUCUGAAACAUGUUGAAAUAGAGUUCAAAAGUGAGCUUUCUGUUAGAAGAUGCAAUCUGAAGAUACUUUAGUCAAUGUUUUUCCUCAUCACUCAUGUCUAGUUCAAUAUGCUUUUCAUUACAGGUUCAGCAUGCAAGCUAAUUUUAUGUGUAAGACAAUUUAUACAGCUUAUUAAAACUAAGAGAUGUUUUAAUUUAUCACUUAAUGUUAAGUUUUUCUAAUCAGUUCACCACUUGAUAAUUAUGUUAUGUGUCUGUUUGUAACAGUAUGGAACCUCCACACUCUCCAGUCCAAGAGUUCCUCCUAUGAUUGGCUUUGCAUUUUUACAGUUAGCCUGUGUGUAUCUCUUACACACAGCAGUGACAUCAUCCACUUCACUGGUAUGGAAGCAUAUUAUGAUAACUGCUACAACUGCUGAUGCUUAUAUUUUACUCUUAAUCCUUUCAAUCCUUGGAUUGACUGAGAAGUAAUUUCUCCCAACAGUAUUGAUACAAUAUCAAGCAGGAAGGUUAUGAGAAUAAAGAAAAAUAUCAACUGCAGCAGUAUAUGUAGCAACUGAGACAAUAUAAUUUAACAAUGAAUUUGCCAAACAAAUAUGAGGAGAAAUGCACCAUAAACAGUGAAGAGAACUACCAGCAAGAUCUUCAGUAGUAAACUGUAGAGUGGAAGGGUUUGAAGUAAACAGAAGUUGUUAAUAUUUAUGUUUCCAUCAUUACAACAAUGUAUCAGCAGUUGAUAUAGAUUGUCGAUGCAACCUUGAUAAAUUUUGCUUAUUACAAAAUUGUUGAUAAUUAUAUUAUAGAUGGACUCUUCAUGCUCUCAAAAACUCCACUGAGUUUUCAUGAUGUCUUUUAACUUACCUUCUAUAGUCUCCAUUUAGUAAAGUGUGUGAGAGUGUUGGUACUUCUGCUAUUUAAACUGCCGUUCCAUUCAAAUUUAAAUUAAUAUUUAAGAAUGUCUCUAGGUACUUUAAACAGAAAGAGGCAACUUAUCGGGUAGAACACAUUAUCUUGAUCUGGCACCAAAUUCAUAUAACUUAACAUAAUUUACAAGGAAAGUGUAGCAGCUAAAUGGAAGAAUCAGAUCUUGGAAGUUUAAGGCAAAGUCAUGAAGUAUCAGCACUCACUUAAUUUGCUCUCAUUCUGUUGCAGUGGUUUAUUUCAACACUGAUAUUUGGCAUAGGCUUCUCAUUAUACACAGCAAUAAAUCUGUAUGGAGUGCUGGCCAUGGAGAACAGUCCACCAGGACUCGGCGGAACAUCUCAUGCAAUUGUCGCAUUAGCUGCAAAUGGUGAGCAAUGGCAUUGUUACUCCAAGUCUUGUGCAUGGGCAGUUUGCAGGAUUCAUGUUUAAACAGUAUUUUUUAACUUAAUAUUUUAACCCUUUGCCCCCUAAGAGUGAUUAGCAUCUAACUUCUCCUUACAAUAUCACCCUUGAAUCAAACAUUAAGGUCAUGAGAAUAAAGGAAAUGGUCACCAACUAACCAAAAAAGCUCUUAGUUCCUAACCCUGUAACUCCCAUGGGUGACCAAAACAGAAUUUCUCUUUACAAUAUCAAAACAAUGUCAAGCAAAUAAGAGAGGAGAAUAAAGAUAAAUAUCAAUUACCAGGGGAUUACUCAUUGAUUGAGCACCAAAUUCUCCUCACUAACACUAAAAACAUUGUAUAAAGUACAGUAAUGAGAAUUGCUAAGAAAUGAAGUCUUGAUAGUGAAACAGUUAAAUAAAUUCCUUGCCAGCACCCUUGGAGAACAGUAUGGAGAAUAUGCAUACUGAUGUAAGUGAAUAAAGGGUUAAUGUGCAAGCUUAAUAUGCAAACUCACCAACUGUUACUCAUCUUCUGUGUUUCCCAAGUUUCUAGUGUGAAACAUUACUGAUCUUACCCAUGCUAAAAACUUUCUCACACCUGCCUUGUGAGUCCACAUUACUAGCUAAAACCAAAUACCACAAUCAUGGCCUUCUACAUGUACUGAAUCAAAAGCUGCUUGCCAAAAGAGCAAGGAACUCUAUCCCACUGUCAGCUAAUAAAAAAACCAUUUCCCCCCUUUUUUCACUGAUUCAUGAGUGGAAUUACAUAAAAUUGCCAAAACUAAAAUUCAAAGUUUGUGCUUUAAAAUUCUUCUUACAUUUAAAAUCUUUUCAUUUUUUUUAACCAGUAGGAGCAACACUGGCAGGAAUUCCUUUGACGACAAUCAGUAAGGUGUAUGACUGGGGAGGCGUCUUUGUUUGUCUUGAGCUGGCAUCUUUGUUCUGUGGCUGUUUGCUGAUUGGAGCACGUAAUGUCAACAGGCAUAUGAUUGAACCUUCAAAGCUCCAGUAAAAGCUUUAAGGGGUGCCUCCUGGAUAAUGUUAUCUACCUGAACAAUUCCCAACUACUGUAUGGCUAAUUAUUUUUGUGAAACUUAUCUCGUGAUUAGCAAUUUACUGUAUGGAACCUCCAGACUCACCAGUCCAAGAGUUCCUCCUAUGAUUGGCUUUGCAUUUUUACAGUUAGCCUGUGUGUAUCUCUUACACACAGCAGUGACACCAUCCACUUCACUGGUAUGGAGACAUUCCUUGGCCUGUUUCAGAUAUUCUUGCAGUACACGGGGCACAAUAGCAGCUCAGAAGGGAAAAAGCUGGAGACUCAAUUAGGGUGGGGUUAUGGGUGCUUAAUGCUAUGCAGUCAAUACCUCCCUCCUUUUUUCAGCCCUAGUUACCAGGGUAACAGCAAUGUGUAAGCUAACUGAAAGCUUGACAGUCCUUUUCAAGAAGCUGGAUCAAAACAAAUAACUGUCACUGAGAUCAAAGGAUAGCAGUUACAUCAAUUGAAGUCUCAUAGAUUGAAACUUGCAGUAUUUUCAUCAAAUGAAAAUUUAAUUUUUAAGGAAAAUGUUAUAAUCUUCUUGGGAUGAUUCAAAUUCUUAGAUUCAGAAUUUUGAACCACUUGGUUUCACUUUAAAGUGCUAACUAUAAAUUCUCUGCUCUCUAUGUUAUUCUUCUUAGAACUUUAGCUUAAUAUCAAACAAUGUCUUAUUAUAUAUGAUAAGAUGAAUUAUACAGUCAGGCAUUCUAAUUGUUUUUUACUUAUGAUCUAUUGGAGGACAAACAGGUAGCUGACAUUAACAAUAGCAACAUUUUGCUUUAUUAUUGUAUAAGACAGUUAAAUUCCAUUUUGAUAUGGAUCUGUGCAGUUACUGUAAUAGAUCACAGAAAAUGUCAAAAUGUGGUUAGGACAUCAGUGACACACUUAGCUGUGCCUCAUGUGUCACUUGUUCUUACCACAUUUUGAUAUUAUCUGUGAUCCACUUCUGAACAGACCUACAGCAACAUGGAAUUUAUUUGUUGAUUUAAUAUUUUUUCCUUCUUAUCACUUUUCUGAUUUAUAAUAGAUGGAUUCAUAUUGUAUGUGGAAGAUUUGUUUUGGUUCCUUGUGUUAGUGAAUGCUGAGGUGUGUGCCUUUUUGUCCUUUCAAAAGCUUCUGUAAAAUUGAUCAAACUUGACUUUUACCAGUUAAUUGAAAUUUGAAGUUGUCAAAGAAAUGUUUUGCUCAGUUAUAACUGUAAUUUUUCCUUUUCUGUCCAAUAUGGCAAGUUAGGAGUUAAAGAAUAUAUUAAAAUAUAUUUUUAAAAGGAGUAUGAAAAAUUUUCUGGUAUUAAGAAGAAAGUAAUUGUAAGGUUAAAAUAUUUGCCUUAGUUAUUUAAUGAGUUGUAUGAAAUUAUUUUAACAAGAUUUAUAUUAUGACACAAUUAUUCAUUGCAGUGGAGGUUAAUAGG